AAAUAAAUCGCCUUUGGCUUUACCUCCUCACUCCACCUUUAACAUACCAAAGCCAGAAAAAACCUCAAAAGCCAUGACUUACAGUCCGAAGCGAGCCAUGGCUGAGCUCAGGCGCAGCAUCUCGAUGGGGGCUCGAGGCACUUCUUCUCCAAUGAAGCGAGAUGAAGACUCGUCCCCUUUGAUGUCGGACACUCAACCCGUAGACGACGAAGACGGUCGCGGUCGCCACCCCUACAAAGAUCGUGACCGUCCUUUCUUCUCCCAUUUCCAAUCCAUCUGUCCGUCCAUUGGCGACGAUGCUAACAGCUCUAGGAUCUUACUGGUCGUGGUCAUUGUCGUUGCCCUCCUUGGCUUAGUGUCGAUUUUGGCAAUCGUGAAACGAGUGAAUGCUCCGUACUUGUGUAAAAAAGAUGGCAUCACUCUUCACUGUCCUCAUGUCAAGGAAGCGCCUUCACUUUGGGAGAAUCCUUAUUCAGCAACCACAUCUUGGAAGCCCUGUGCUGAGCGUCGCCUCGGUGGGUUUUCAGAUCUUCCACCUGAAAAUGAAACAACUGGGUACAUAUUUAUCCAUGCAGAGGGGGGUCUGAAUCAGCAAAGAAUUGCGAUAUGCAAUGCAGUGGCUGUGGCCAAAAUAAUGAAUGCCACCCUUAUUUUGCCAGUGCUGAAGCAGGACCAGAUUUGGAAAGACCAAACGAAAUUUGAAGAUAUCUUUGACGUUGAUCAUUUCAUUGAUUACCUGAAGGAUGAUGUACGAAUUGUUCGUGAUAUUCCUGAGUGGUUUACAGACAAAACUGAGCUAUUUUCAAGUAUAAGACGGACAGUAAAGAACAUUCCGAAGUAUGCACCGGCACAAUUUUACAUUGACAAUGUUCUGCCUCGAAUCAAGGAGAAGAAGAUAAUGGCCCUAAAACCUUUUGUUGAUCGACUAGGGUAUGACAAUGUCCCUCAAGAAAUCAACAGGCUAAGGUGCAGGGUGAACUAUCAUGCUCUUAAGUUUCUUCCUGAAAUAGAGCAGAUGGCCGAUUUAUUGGCAUCAAGGAUGAGAAACCGCACUGGCAGCUCCAAUCCUUAUAUGGCUCUUCAUCUUAGGUUUGAGAAAGGGAUGGUAGGUCUAUCCUUCUGUGAUUUUGUGGGCACAAGGGAAGAGAAAGCUCUAAUGGCAAAAUACAGAGAAAAAGAAUGGCCAAGACGGUACAAGAAUGGUACCCAUAUAUGGCAACUAGCCCUGCAGAAGCGGAAGGAAGGGAGAUGUCCCCUGGAGCCUGGGGAAGUGGCUGUCAUUCUUCGAGCAAUGGGCUAUCCUAAGGAGACUCAAAUUUAUGUUGCUUCCGGACAGGUCUAUGGUGGGCACAACAGGAUGGCACCACUGAGGAACAUGUUCCCAAAUCUGGUAACGAAAGAGGAGUUGGCAACUAAGCAGGAGUUGGAUAAUUUCAGGAAGCAUGUGACUAGCUUGGCAGCACUUGACUUCCUGGUUUGCUUGAAGUCUGAUGUAUUUGUAAUGACCCAUGGAGGAAACUUUGCUAAACUGAUCAUCGGGGCACGCAGGUAUAUGGGUCAUCUUCUUAAAUCCAUAAAACCAGACAAGGGACUUAUGUCUAAAUCUUUUGGGGACCCUUACUUGGGAUGGGCAACCUUUGCCGAAGACGUUGUUGUCACCCACGAAACACGAACUGGAUUACCAGAAGAGACCUUCCCUAACUAUGACCUGUGGGAGAACCCCCUGACCCCUUGCAUGUGCAAAGCUUGAACAAGGAUAUCUGAUUGAAAAACUCAACACUGAUUAUUGAGGAGCUUCUCCUACAAAAGCUCGGAGAACAUAUACCUGUGAGAUGAAACUGUGAACUUCUUCUGCCCCAAAAGGCUCGAACGAACGUUGCACGGUGUGAUCAAGACAAUUAAGGAGGAAAAAUUAGGGCAUACAUCAAACUUUUUGCGGUUUUGUCAUGAAUGUCAGAUAGUUUUCCAUGUAUCAUCAGAAUUGUGUAAAUUAUUAGAGAAACGUGAAAGAUGGUUUUCAUGUAGUGAUUGCUGCUCAAAUUAUUCCGAGAUAGAGGUUCAUAUAGUGAUUGACAGGCACCAUUCUUUUA
Molecule: messenger RNA, 2090 nt
Organism: Prunus avium (sweet cherry)
Lineage: Eukaryota; Viridiplantae; Streptophyta; Magnoliopsida; Rosales; Rosaceae
Product: O-fucosyltransferase family protein
Source: RefSeq, a predicted model, not a curated record